AUGGCACUCGAGGGAGACGAUAUCAGACAAAGCAGCACCAAGCCCGCUGAUCCCAGCGAAAACGGCUCUGCUGAGGAUUCUUCGAAAACACUCCCCAAGGGCGUUGUCAUCGGCAAAGACGGGAAGCCCUGCCGCAGCUGCACAUCCUUUGCCCAAUGGGCCGCGCAGGCCAAGUCGUCGCUGAAAGCCAAGACCGAUAGUCCCAUCACAGCGACCCAGAAAACCACCACAGUUAGCGAUGUAGGCACUCUACCGGCCGAUUGCCCUCCCGAUGUCGAGCGUCUUGGAAACAGCACGUGGACACUGCUUCACACUAUCGCGGCAACGUACCCGGAAAAGCCAACGGGGAUGCAAAAGGACGACCUACGAGGCUUCAUGGCUACGUUCAGCAGACUCUACCCUUGUUGGGUAUGUGCGGAGGAUUUUCAGGACUAUAUGAAAAAGGAUAAACUGAAGGUUGAGGGUAGGAAAGAGUUUGGAAACUGGCUCUGCGAGGCACAUAACGAGGUAAAUCGGAAGCUAGGGAAGAAGGAAUUCGAUUGCUCCAAGUGGGAGGAGAGAUGGAGGACUGGGUGGAAAGACGGGCGUUGUGAUUAG
This is a messenger RNA of Sodiomyces alkalinus F11, 597 nucleotides long. Its product is annotated as augmenter of liver regeneration. The transcript is spliced from 2 exons. Gene Ontology annotation, molecular function: flavin adenine dinucleotide binding; flavin-dependent sulfhydryl oxidase activity. Gene Ontology annotation, cellular component: mitochondrion. NCBI's taxonomy places the organism in Eukaryota, Fungi, Ascomycota, Sordariomycetes, Glomerellales, Plectosphaerellaceae. Bases 1 to 597 code for a protein of 198 amino acids. The record is from RefSeq and is a predicted model, not a curated record.